Messenger RNA from Drosophila navojoa, 594 nucleotides. RefSeq names its product myosin regulatory light chain 2-like. NCBI's taxonomy places the organism in Eukaryota, Metazoa, Arthropoda, Insecta, Diptera, Drosophilidae. The record is from RefSeq and is a predicted model, not a curated record.
AUGGGUGACGAAGACAAGAAAGAGAAGAAGAAGAAGAGCAAGAAGAAGGAAGCAGAAUCCGAAGAUGCCGCCCCUGCGCCAGCCCCCGCCUCCAAACCUCCCUCCCAGAAGAGGAGAGCCCAAAGAUCAGGCAGUAAUGUCUUCGCCAUGUUCACACAGCACCAGGUCCAGGAGUUCAAAGAGGCUUUCCAACUCAUUGACCAAGAUAAGGACGGUUUCAUCUCCAAAAAUGACAUCAGAGCUACAUUCGAUUCCCUUGGCCGUCUUUGCACGGACGCCGAACUGGACUCCAUGGUCGCUGAAGCUCCCGGCCCCAUUAACUUCACUAUGUUCCUUACCAUCUUCGGUGACAGGAUAUCCGGCACUGAUGAGGAAGAUGUCAUCGUCAACGCCUUCAACUUAUUCGAUGAGGGUGAGGGAAAGUGCAAGGAAGAGACAUUGAAACGUUCCUUAACCACGUGGGGAGAAAAAUUCUCUGAAGAGGAAGUUGAGGAGGCUCUCUCCGAAGCUCCCAUGGACGACAAAGGCCUCAUUGACAUCAAGAAAUUCGCCAACAUCCUCACCAAGGGAGCAGAGGAAGAAGAAGGGGGUUAA